Apiotrichum porosum is the source of this 618-nucleotide messenger RNA. It is a transcript of the gene SBP1, whose product is annotated as single stranded nucleic acid binding protein. Gene Ontology annotation, molecular function: GTPase activator activity. The record is from RefSeq and is a predicted model, not a curated record. Gene Ontology annotation, biological process: nucleocytoplasmic transport. The transcript has 6 exons. NCBI's taxonomy places the organism in Eukaryota, Fungi, Basidiomycota, Tremellomycetes, Trichosporonales, Trichosporonaceae. The coding region runs from base 1 to 618 and encodes 205 amino acids. Gene Ontology annotation, cellular component: nuclear pore; cytoplasm.
AUGGCUGACACCGAGCCCAAGCCCGUCGAGGCCACCGAGGAGUCGCACGACCCCCAGUUCGAGCCCGUGAUCCGCCUCACCGAGACCGUCGCCGCUUCGACCCACGAGGAGAACGAGGACGUCCUCUUCAAGAUGCGCGCCAAGCUCUUCCGUUUCCACAAGGAGGACACCGAGUGGAAGGAGCGUGGUACCGGUGACGUUCGUCUCCUCGCCGCCAAGGACACCGGCAAGGUCCGUCUCGUCAUGCGCCGGGAUAAGACUCUCAAGGUCUGCGCCAACCACAUCGUCUCCAAGGACAUGACCCUCUCGCCCAACGUCGGCUCUGACCGCUCGUGGGUCUGGAACGUCACCGCCGACUUUGCUGAGGGCACCGCCUCGGCUGAGACCCUCGCCAUCCGCUUCGCCAACUCGGAGAACGCCGGUCUCUUCAAGAAGGCGUUCGAGGACGCCCAGGAGGCCAACGAGAAGCUCAAGGGUGACAAGCCCGCUGAGGACGUCACCUCGACCGACGUCGACGAGGAGGAGGCCAAGGAGGAGGCCAAGGAGGAGGCCAAGGAGGAGGCUAAGCCCGCCGAGGAGGAGGCCAAGCCCGAGGCUGAGGAGAAGAAGGCCGAGUAG